Molecule: messenger RNA, 495 nt
Organism: Anisakis simplex (herring worm)
Lineage: Eukaryota; Metazoa; Nematoda; Chromadorea; Rhabditida; Anisakidae
Source: the annotation of a GenBank genome assembly
CUUUGGGCAAUCGUAAACAAUGCUGGUAUCUUUUCAACUUAUGGUCCUGACGACUGGUGCUCAAUGGACGUUUACAAGUUGUCACUUGAGGUCAACACAUUGGGACACAUCAGAGUCACGAAGGCGUUCAAGCCACUUCUGAAGCAGUCCAAAGGUCGCAUCGUUACAGCGACAAGUAUUGCUGGGCGUAUUGCACUCCCAUAUGCGGCUCCUUAUUCCGUCGCGAAAUUCGCUUGUGAAGCUUACAUGGACUGUGUCAGACAAGAAGUGCAACCGUGGGGAGUAACGGUGUCGAUCGUUGAGCCGGGUGUCUUCAAAACGCCCAUAGUGGAUCGGUCAGGCAUGAAGAAUCGCAUUGAAGGCGUUUGGUCGAAAAUGACUGACGAACAGAAGGCGGAGUAUGGCGAAGACUUCAAGAACUACUGUGCGUUACUUAUGCAAAUUCGCAAAUUUUCGAUCAAUACAAAUAGGACUCAUCAUCUUGGAAAUCGUUGA